CUGAUCUCGUAGCGUCGGCUCUCGCGGGACGUGGGCCGCAUCUCGUGACUGCGCCCCUGAGGAGGUCGAGGAAACAGAGAUGCCCUGUCAAAUCUGGUUUUAAGGACGAAGUUGUCAUGGGUUCAUCUGCAUCUUCUCCAUCAAUCGCACUCCAAGCAAAUGUAUCAGAACAGCCUCAGGCUGUGCCUUCACAAUGUCCAAUGCACCAGAAGAACAUGGAAGGUUGUCCAAUGCAUAUGCAGUCGGCUGGCAGUCUUAGUGAGAACCAGAGCUGUCCUGUUCCUGCACAUCAAGAAAGAGCAUACGAAUAUGUGGAGUGCCCUGUGAAAUCUCAAACACAUGAGAAGAUUGAUCCUAGCAAUAUGAUGCCAGCACCUAAUCAGCUACCAGCCCCCGAUCAACCAUUUCCAUUGUCUACAGUGAGAGAAGAGUCUACUAUUCCUAGAGCGUCUUCUGAACAAAAAUGGGUUUAUCCCUCAGAGCAGAUGUUUUGGAAUGCAAUGCUUAGAAAAGGAUGGAGAUGGAAAGAUGAUGACAUAAAACCUGAAGAUAUGAAUAAUAUAAUCAAGAUUCAUAAUCAGAAUAAUGAACAGGCAUGGAAGGAAAUUUUAAAAUGGGAAGCACUUCAUGCAGGGCAAUGUCCAUGUGGACCAGCACUUAUUCGGUUUGGUGGUAAAGCGAAGGAGUACUCACCAAGAGCCAGAAUAAGGUCUUGGAUGGGCUAUGAACUACCUUUUGAUAGACACGAUUGGAUUGUUGAUCGCUGUGGAAAGGAAGUUCGAUAUGUAAUUGACUAUUAUGAUGGAGGAGAAGUAGAUAAGAACUAUCAAUUCACCAUUUUGGAUGUCCGUCCGGCUUUUGACUCCCUAACUGCAGUAUGGGACAGGAUGAAAGUGGCUUGGUGGCGCUGGACUUCAUAACAAAAUUUGCACGGUAUGAACAGUUACACUAUUUGGGCAGAGUUGUGCUGCUCUAACUUUGGACUUUAAUAAAAGUUUAUGGUGACUUAAGUCAACAGCAUUCUACUUUCCAUUGGAGGACAAAUUACAUUUAUUUAAACUCCUCUAAUUAAACAAUACAGUGUGUGUGUUGUCCACCAGUGUUGACCUUUCAGAAAAACUCUAUGGAAAUAAGCUCAAUAAGGAAUACGGAAGGCACUCAACUAGUGAAUGUAGUAUAUCAAUGCUAUGAAAUGGGAGUGGCUGUAAUCUUAGUGGAUGAGCAAUUACACCUUUUAACGGCGAUACCUUUAAACUUGAAAGAUGAGUGCAUAACUGUUUUGAAAUUAUACUUUCUGCUGUAAAAAAUAAAAUGACAAUUAGUCCUUUAAAACCCACAAAAUCCUUUUUGAGUGACUUACAUACUAAAAUGUCCAUAGAUUUUAUCUUACACUGAUAAGAUCAUUCUCAAAGUAACCAUGAUUCAUGCACAACCAUAUGUGUAACUGACUCAGUUUAAAAGCAAUCAGAAGUCACCUGAAUAAACAGCUUUCAUAUCCUGCUUUUUAUAUUAAGUUGAAAUUAAGGUGGUGCUUGGCUAAAAAAAUGCACUUAUGUCUGAGUGUGGUCCUGCAUUUGCCCCUUUAAGAAGAAAGGUGUCUUAAAACAUAUCAAUGCCAAAGUUAGUUAUGCAGUGCAAAAAUGUAUUGUUCAUGGAACUGCCCUUUAAACAUUUCAUUUAGUUUGACGAAUGUAGGCAAAAGUAUUGGUUUCCAGAGAUGACAGCGUUUGCCACUAAAUCCAAACUUGCACAUAAAUAAGACUUUCAGCUUGUUUUGGAAAUGUAACAACUGCUCCCAAGUUAAAACCUGAGUGUACCAUUACACUGUUCAGAUGGCUGUAGACAAGUCACUUGGCCAAUCGUAGGUGCAGUUGAGUUGAUAACCAGUCUAUACCAGUGCUGCUGCUUGUAUCUAGGAAAACACAAUAAAAGUUAUGAGGAUUGAACACACAGUUUGUCCUUCUCACCUCCACUCCUUUUGGCUUUAAAAGGACAGAGCAUAAGGACAAGCAAGGUGAGUGAAGACGGAGUUGGGUGAUCUUGUAUAAUUGUUUGCAAGGCUAUUGUACAUAUCCCUUGCAAGAAUAUUCUUCAAGAGCCUUCGAAUAAAGAAGGAAUUAUUCACACACAAAAAUAAAGAUAUAAUAAUAAUAUUUGCAAAGAGGAAUUUUUAGGGGGAAGCAAGCCUACCGUUAUAUGCUGCUAGGGAGAAAACCAUUGAUAGAAUAUUAUUAUUAUUAUUUGAAUUUAUAUACUGCCCUGUACAUGGGGGUCUCAGGGAGGUUCACAGAAUAAAAUCAAGAUAUAAAACCACAAAGCACACAUACAAAAAUAUUGAUUAUUAGGAUAUCAAAUAAUGUUUUUGUUGAAGGAUCUCUAUACUCAACAUUAUUCACAAUUGAUUUGCUAAAUCAUCUUGGAAUUGUGUUUGAAAAUGCAUACAGAUUAGCUAUAAAACAGCAAGGAGUAUCUAUAUACCGGUAGAUAUGUAGAUGCAAUAAUUCUACUUCUUGACAUGCUGAAUGAAUGUUGCAUCUAAUUGAUGUUGUUCAAGGAAUAUUGACAUGCCUACAAGAUGCACUUGCUACCCAAUUAUCCAUUGUUCUAGUGUGUGUACAUUUAUCUUUAUUGUACAUAGAUGAAUUCAGUUACAUGCCAACUACUUCAUAGGUGUGUCUUUGGUUUUAAUAAACUAUUUGUUACUUUA
Messenger RNA from Zootoca vivipara (common lizard), 2707 nucleotides. RefSeq names its product holocytochrome c synthase (gene HCCS). Lineage: Eukaryota; Metazoa; Chordata; Lepidosauria; Squamata; Lacertidae. Gene Ontology annotation, biological process: cytochrome c-heme linkage. The record is from RefSeq and is a predicted model, not a curated record. Gene Ontology annotation, molecular function: holocytochrome-c synthase activity. Gene Ontology annotation, cellular component: mitochondrion.